AUGUAUGCAGUCAUAAUUUCAAUACUGAUUGCCACAGCAGUUUACUUGGUGAAUAAAUAUUUCUUCUCAUAUUGGGCGAAGCGGAAUGUCCCACAACUGGAUCCAACAUUCUUAGUAGGAAAUAUUGGAAAGCUCUUCACCUUUAAGGAGACUAUGGCUGAUGUAUUUUCAAAUAUUUAUGAGAAAAAUAAGCAUCAUCGAUUUAUUGGUGGAUACUUGUCAUACAUACCGAUGCUAAUCAUUAAUGAUCCACAAUUAGUACAAGAUGUCAUGAUCAGAGACUUUAAAACAUUCCAUGACCGUCCAACGCCAGGCGAUGCUGCUGAAAUCUUUCCAUUAGUCGGUAAUUUAUUCAAUCUUCGUGGUCAGAAAUGGAAAAACUUGAGAGUUAAGCUGUCACCAGCAUUUUCAUCAGGCAGACUCAAAGUUAUGUUUCCAUUCCUGAAAGAUUGCAGUCAAGUUCUUGUGGACUAUGUAGAAAAAAAUAUCAAAAAUGGAAUUACAGUGUUUGACUUUAAAGAUCUAUUGGCAAGACUAACGAUCGACAACAUCUCAUCAGUUGCACUUGGAGUUGAAAAUGACUGCAUUAAUGAUGACAACAAUAUGCUUUACAAAAUUGGUCUCAAAAUAUUUGAACCAAGCGUAAGAAAUGCUUUAGUGCUGACAAUGGCAUUCUUUACACCAGACUUAAUCACUAGAUUUAAAAUUAAUCCAAUCCUGCCUGAAAUAGGUGACUUUAUUUACUCUUUGGUCAAUCAGACAGUUGAGCAUCGUGAGAAGAACAAUAUCCACAGGAAUGACUUUAUGCAACUUCUGAUUGAACUGAAGAAUAAAGGAUUUGUAUCUGAAUCGAGAAGGAAUUCAAAAAUUGACGAAGAAAUUGAUUGGGAAGAUGAAGUUAGUGAAAAAGGGAACCGACUCACAAUUGAUGACAUUGCAGCUCAAGUAUUUAUAUUUUUUGGUGCAGGUUUUGAGACUUCAAGCUCCACAAUGUCAUUCUGUCUAUUCGAAUUAAGUCGAAAUAAAGAAGCACAGCGAAAAGCUCAAGAAGAAAUUGACAGAGUCUUAAAAUCUGCAGGUUCUGAAUGCAUAACUCAUGAUCUCUUACAUGAAAUGAAAUAUGUUGAGUGCUGCAUCGAUGAAACAUUAAGGAAAUAUCCAAUAGCUCCAGUCCUCUUCAGAACUAACACAAGAGACUGUAAACUUCCUGGAUCUGAUGCAGUUAUUGAGAAAGGAACUCCAGUGCUAAUCCCAUUAAUGGGAAUUCAGAGAGAUCCUCAAAUUUUUGAAGAUCCAAUGAAAUUUAAACCUGAAAGAUUCUUAAAUUCUCAAAUUGGUGAUCCAAAGGUUAAAACUGGGAUUGUUUAUGCUCCAUUUGGAGACGGACCGAGAAACUGCAUCGGAGGUCGACUUGGAAAGCUUCAAAGCAAACUUGGACUAGCCAUGAUUCUGCAUAAAUUCAACUUAGAGCUUCAGGAUAAAGCAAUGGAAAAUGAAGAGAUUAAGUUUCACACAUACUCUUUGGUGCUAUCUCCUUCGAAGAAAAUUCCGUUGAAUGCAUCUUUGAGAAAUUAA
Molecule: messenger RNA, 1575 nt
Organism: Chironomus riparius
Lineage: Eukaryota; Metazoa; Arthropoda; Insecta; Diptera; Chironomidae
Source: the annotation of a GenBank genome assembly